Messenger RNA from Hipposideros armiger (great roundleaf bat), 3026 nucleotides. It is a transcript of the gene KCNA2, whose product is annotated as potassium voltage-gated channel subfamily A member 2. The transcript has 3 exons. Lineage: Eukaryota; Metazoa; Chordata; Mammalia; Chiroptera; Hipposideridae. The coding region runs from base 1282 to 2781 and encodes 499 amino acids. Gene Ontology annotation, cellular component: membrane; axon terminus; juxtaparanode region of axon. Gene Ontology annotation, molecular function: delayed rectifier potassium channel activity; protein binding. Gene Ontology annotation, biological process: action potential; potassium ion transmembrane transport; protein homooligomerization. The record is from RefSeq and is a predicted model, not a curated record.
CCUACAGCUCUGGGUAGACUCCCCGGAUGAAACGCCAGGAUCCCACAGAGGUGGACCUUGUGGGCUCCAUCACAAGCUACAGACCUAAAGAGGAGGUUCUCUGAGAAUGGAGGGCCCAGAAGGAGCCUUCCUGGGACUACAGCCCCUCUGCAUUGCAGUCUGGGUUCAAGGAACCCCUGUUUGGAAGAGGGAUUCUGACUGGGAUCUGAAGAACAGAGCUGGCAGGGGUUGGGGUCGGUGGGUGGGAGUCAUCCAACCCUCUCAGAUACCGUCUGAGCAGAGGGCAGAGUUAACGUCCCAACACACACUCUUCCCAAAGCAGAGCGCAUCCUCUUAGGCCCACCCCAGAGUCCAUUUUCAGAGUCCCGUGGGUCAGCUGGUUUUGUAAGGCCUGCGAGGGGGGCCCGUUUGGUGAGUAGCUGGCCGCUGUAGGUCCCCCAGCUCUCCCUGCCCGGGCCCUGGGGGAAGGGGUCCGGAGGACCGGCUCUGCAAUUCUGCUGGUCCCUGUGGCGCCUCCCGGUGCGGGCAAACGCAGCAGCAAGUUUCUGCCACACCUCGCCCCGCACCUGCUGCAUUUCCGCGCGAAGCCAAAGCCGUGGCUGGGUAAGAGGGAGGUGGGGAGGCGGCCCUGGAGGAGGGGCGAGGCGGCACAAGGGGGCCAGCAGUGGGCCUCCAGAUUCUGUCUGGCAACGCCGUAAUGAGAGCAGCCCCUCUCCCUCGGGCCUGGGAUCACUGCUACCGAUUGUUUCCUCCUUGCCUACUUCAUUAUGCGGGCAGGAGCCCCUGCGGACCGCUCGUCAACUUCUGCCCCCUGCUUCUCAGCCCCGGCAGCACCCAGCUGAGCUCUCCACGCGGCUCUGGCUCCAGACCCAAGCUCUGCUGUCCUCGUGUCCUGCGAGCCCCUGACCAGGCACCCCACCGCCUCUCCAGCCUAGCUCAGCCCUGGAGCUCACCUCCAGGACCUGCAACCUGCCCUCCUGCCCAGAAUGACUCACCAUUAUUUCCAGCUCAAGUGUGAAGACAUGAUGGGGAGUCAGGCUGCCUGUUUCUGUAUCUAAAGUCCGUCAGCAUUUGAUCGGCUCUGCAAGGAAGAGAGGUUCAGAUCCCUGCCUUGCCAGCCAAGCGAGGCUAUCUCUGCGGCUCUCAGAGAGCCCUCGGGGCUCUCCCGCAGGAGCCCAGGCCCAUGCUCCUGUGCUUCCUGGAGCCAUCUGCAGCACCCUGAGCUCCCUGCUGCCAGGCAGCUGGAAGGCAUAGCGUGAGGCACCUCUCCCAGUCCCAAUUAUGACAGUGGCUACCGGAGACCCAGCAGAUGAGGCUGCUGCCCUCCCUGGGCACCCGCAGGACACCUAUGACCCAGAGGCUGACCAUGAGUGCUGUGAGAGGGUGGUGAUCAACAUCUCGGGGCUGCGGUUUGAGACACAGCUAAAGACCUUAGCCCAGUUUCCAGAGACCCUCUUGGGAGACCCAAAGAAGCGGAUGAGGUACUUUGACCCCCUUCGAAAUGAGUACUUUUUUGAUCGGAACCGCCCUAGCUUUGAUGCCAUUUUGUACUACUAUCAGUCCGGGGGCCGGCUGAGGCGACCUGUGAAUGUGCCCUUAGAUAUAUUCUCUGAAGAAAUUCGGUUUUAUGAGCUGGGAGAAGAAGCGAUGGAGAUGUUUCGGGAAGACGAAGGCUACAUCAAAGAGGAAGAGCGGCCUCUGCCCGAAAAUGAGUUUCAGAGACAGGUGUGGCUGCUCUUUGAAUACCCAGAGAGCUCAGGGCCUGCCAGGAUUAUAGCUAUCGUGUCUGUCAUGGUGAUCUUGAUCUCCAUCGUCAGCUUCUGCCUGGAAACGUUGCCCAUAUUCCGGGAUGAGAAUGAAGACAUGCAUGGCGGUGGAAUGACCUUCCAUACCUAUUCCAACAGCACCAUCGGGUACCAGCAGUCGACUUCCUUCACUGAUCCUUUCUUCAUCGUAGAGACCCUCUGUAUCAUCUGGUUCUCCUUCGAAUUUCUGGUGAGGUUCUUUGCCUGUCCCAGCAAAGCCGGCUUCUUCACCAACAUCAUGAACAUCAUUGACAUCGUGGCCAUCAUCCCCUACUUCAUCACCCUGGGGACGGAGCUGGCCGAGAAGCCAGAGGAUGCCCAGCAGGGCCAGCAGGCCAUGUCGCUGGCCAUCCUCCGUGUCAUCCGGUUGGUAAGAGUCUUUAGGAUUUUCAAGUUGUCCAGACACUCCAAAGGUCUCCAGAUCCUAGGUCAGACCCUGAAGGCCAGCAUGAGGGAAUUGGGCCUCCUGAUAUUCUUCCUCUUCAUUGGGGUCAUCCUUUUCUCUAGUGCUGUCUAUUUUGCUGAGGCUGAUGAGCGAGAUUCCCAGUUCCCCAGCAUCCCGGAUGCCUUCUGGUGGGCAGUCGUCUCCAUGACAACUGUAGGCUAUGGAGACAUGGUUCCGACUACCAUUGGGGGAAAGAUCGUGGGUUCCCUAUGUGCAAUUGCAGGUGUGUUAACCAUUGCCUUACCGGUCCCUGUCAUAGUGUCCAAUUUCAACUACUUCUACCACCGGGAGACAGAGGGAGAGGAGCAGGCCCAGUACUUGCAAGUGACGAGCUGUCCAAAGAUCCCAUCCUCCCCUGACCUAAAGAAAAGUAGAAGUGCCUCUACCAUUAGUAAGUCUGAUUACAUGGAGAUCCAGGAGGGGGUGAACAACAGUAACGAGGACUUUAGAGAGGAGAACUUGAAAACAGCCAACUGUACUUUGGCUAAUACAAACUAUGUGAAUAUUACCAAAAUGUUAACCGAUGUCUGAUUGAAACUUAUUAACAUACAGCUCACCGGAACUAAUGCAGACAUUGCAUAAUAGCCUGCAUUGUAGUCAUUGUGUUCUACAGUGUGUAUCUGGUUCUGCAUGGAAAGCAAUAGUUGUGCAAGUGACUUUCGAUCUUUCGAUUUUUUUAUUUAGAACACAGAAUACCUAUCCAUGGCUUUCAUGCGAAUCUUCAUCACCGGCUUAGGGGUUUCCAAAGAUGGGAGUCACCUAUGGAGCCAGGAUUU